ACUAUCUGUAAGUGAUACCCUCCCACCACACGAACAGCUGACUGGAGUUGUCUGCACUAGUGAACGAGAACAGUCCAAUUGUUAACGGAGUUCUGUUUUCAGUACCUUCCAAGAUGCCACUGACUCUAUAUUUCAUCCCGCCCAGUCCACCAGCUCGCUCCGUGGACCUGGUGAUACACGCUUUAGGGCUGACUGCUGAGUAUAAGAAUGUCGACUUGAGGGAAAAAGAACAAUUCACUCCAGAGUUCUUAAAGUUGAAUCCAUUACAUACAGUCCCAGUCAUUGACGAUGAUGGUUUCAUUCUGUGGGAAAGUCGAGCUAUCAUGGCCUACCUAGUGUCCAAAUUUGCUGAAGAUGACUCUUUGUAUCCUAAAGACCUGCAGAAGAGAGCAAUUGUAGACCAAAGGCUGCACUACAGCAAUGAUGUGUUCUAUCUUAUUAGGGAAAUAGCAAGAUCCUUAAUUUAUCUCAACGCGUCUGAAAUAACCGAGGAACAGAUGCAGAAAGUAAAAGACGCUCAGGACAAUAUCGAGAAACUACUAGCUGGUCAAACUUUCAUGGCAGGAGAUCAUCUUACAUUGGCUGACUAUAGUUAUGUCACACUGGUCGAUGUGUUAGAGGUAUACAACCCUUCUGAUGAACAUCCUUUGACAAAAGCUUGGUUCGUUCGUUGCGAGUCGUCCAUGAAAGACUUUGAAACCACAAACAAACUAGGAGCCGACCUGCUCAAGAGCUUCAUCAAAGAGAAACUUGACCAGAUAAAGGAAUAAACUCAUCUUACUACUUACCUAUACCUACGUACGUUAUUGAACAAGAAUCUAUCAGCUGAUCAUAGUGUGUGUCCAUGUAGAACAUGUGUUAGUAACGAAAAUCACAUGUU
Molecule: messenger RNA, 880 nt
Organism: Macrosteles quadrilineatus (aster leafhopper)
Lineage: Eukaryota; Metazoa; Arthropoda; Insecta; Hemiptera; Cicadellidae
Product: glutathione S-transferase 1-like
Exons: 6
Coding region: 114-770 (218 amino acids)
Biological process (GO): glutathione metabolic process
Molecular function (GO): glutathione transferase activity
Source: RefSeq, a predicted model, not a curated record